Messenger RNA from Desarmillaria tabescens, 855 nucleotides. RefSeq names its product pyridoxal phosphate-dependent transferase. The record is from RefSeq and is a predicted model, not a curated record. The transcript is spliced from 3 exons. Gene Ontology annotation, molecular function: pyridoxal phosphate binding. NCBI's taxonomy places the organism in Eukaryota, Fungi, Basidiomycota, Agaricomycetes, Agaricales, Physalacriaceae. The coding region runs from base 1 to 855 and encodes 284 amino acids. Gene Ontology annotation, biological process: biotin biosynthetic process.
AUGCCGGUGCUUGAUGAUAUUGACCCGGCAGUCUAUACCAACGUCCCCGGCUUUUGUUCCAAUGACUACCUUUCCAUCACCCCCAAUCCUCAGCUGAACAGCGAUGUUCUCAAAGCUCUCAUCCCGUCAAAAAGGUCGCUCGGCUCUACGGGCUCCCGUCUCCCGAACUGGAACAGCCCAAGUCAUGCAGAGACGGAAAAGUGCCUCCAGACCCACUUCAACGCUCCUGCAGCUCUCAUGUUUACCUCUGGCUACGAGGUCAACGUCGCGCGCGUUCUUCAGGUGUGUACCCCGGUAGAGGACAUCAUUGUAUUUGACAAACCCAUUCACGCGUCGGUGGGGGACGGGAUUGCGGCAGCACCGACGCGUAACACACACCCCUUCUCCCAUAACUCUGUCGCGUCUUUUGAGAACUGCAUAGCCGAGCUCUUGAGAAAUCAUCCAGAGAUUUUGGCUGGCAAGUCGACAGUGUUUGUCACAGUGGAAAGCUUGUACAGUAUGGAUGGGGAUUUCUCUCCUUUACCACAGAUCAUCGAGACUCUCUGUCGGUAUAUACCGAAGGCGUAUAGUUAUAUGGUCGUGGAUGAGGCACAUACGACCGGAUUAUAUGGUCCGACGGGUCGGGGGUAUAACGAGGUCGAUACGGCCCUUCAUACAUUCGGAAAAGCCAGAGGCUUGACGGGAGCCGUCAUUCUCAUGUCCCAAAUUAUCCAGAAGUACCUCGUCAAUUAUGCUCGACAUUUGAUCUACACGACGUCGAUAUCCCAUCUCCACCCCAUAGCUAUUAGAAGCCCACUCAAAUUUAUUUCCGUACUAUUGAUGAAUACAAUUUUAAAAACCCACAUUAUAUUAUAA